Beta vulgaris subsp. vulgaris (sugar beet) is the source of this 1332-nucleotide messenger RNA. Its product is annotated as proteasome subunit alpha type-5. Lineage: Eukaryota; Viridiplantae; Streptophyta; Magnoliopsida; Caryophyllales; Amaranthaceae. Gene Ontology annotation, biological process: proteasome-mediated ubiquitin-dependent protein catabolic process. The transcript has 10 exons. The record is from RefSeq and is a predicted model, not a curated record. Bases 214 to 927 code for a protein of 237 amino acids. Gene Ontology annotation, cellular component: nucleus; proteasome core complex; proteasome core complex, alpha-subunit complex.
UCAAAAGUUGAAAGGGAUACCGAAAGAAGGAAAGGAAAAGAAGAAACAUAGAAAAGUUUGUAAACCUAACCUUCCAAAUUAAAUUUUGCGUAAACCCAUCCCAUUCCUCUCCAAAUUCCAAUUUUCUUUUCUAUCCACAAAGUUCAAUCUCGUAUUUCGCAUUUCCAACAUCAAUUCAAGUUAUUUCGAGAUAGUUGUUUUCAUUUAUCCAAGAUGUUUCUCACUAGGACUGAGUAUGACAGAGGAGUGAAUACCUUCUCACCUGAAGGGCGGUUGUUUCAGGUUGAGUAUGCUAUUGAGGCAAUCAAGCUGGGCUCUACUGCAAUUGGGAUAAAGACUAAGGAAGGUGUUGUGCUUGCUGUCGAAAAACGUAUCACAUCUCCAUUGCUGGAGCCGAGCAGUGUUGAAAAAAUUAUGGAAAUUGACGAGCAUAUAGGAUGUGCCAUGAGUGGAUUGAUUGCUGAUGCUCGCACACUUGUUGAGCAUGCACGAGUGGAGACCCAGAAUCAUAGGUUCUCUUAUGGUGAACCAAUGACUGUUGAGUCGACUACACAGGCUCUAUGUGAUCUAGCGCUUCGUUUUGGAGAAGGAGAUGAAGAGUCAAUGUCUCGCCCUUUUGGUGUGUCUCUUCUCAUUGCAGGGCAUGAUGAAAAUGGACCAAGCUUAUAUUAUACAGAUCCUUCUGGUACAUUUUGGCAGUGUAGUGCAAAGGCUAUUGGUUCUGGUUCUGAAGGUGCGGAUAGCUCCUUGCAGGAGCAAUUCAGAAAGGAUUUAACUUUUCAAGAAGCUGAGACAAUAGCACUUUCCAUCUUGAAGCAGGUUAUGGAGGAAAAGGUAACUCCAAACAAUGUUGACAUCGCAAAGGUUUCCCCAACCUACCACUUGUAUUCUCCAUCUGAAGUCGAGGCUGUCAUCAGUCGUCUAUGAGGAGCACCUUGCAAAAAACCGAUGUGUCUGUCCCUAGUGCUCCUGAUUUCCUCUCGGGUGCUUCGCUUCUCUCUCGUUAACAAAUAUUGCUAAAAAUCAAUUUGGAGUUUUAUUUGAAUCUCCCUAUUGAAUUUGAGUUUCCAAAGCGGUUCUUGCACUCUAGCGAAUUCUGUUUGCUGGGUGUCUGAGCAUGAGAGGAACUUAAACCAUGAUGUUGUUAUGGAUUCUGGACAGGAACUUAGAUGUCAGGACCCUAUGCUUUCCGGAUAUGCUCUUGAUGUUGCAUUAAUAUUUCCGUUGUAGAGGGUUAGACUGGCUGCAAGAUUAACGGCAUCAUGUGAAAGUUCAGAUUCUAUCCUUUGCAUCACUGUCAGGUUUUAAUAUGAUAGAUUGUUUGCAUCUUAA